Messenger RNA from Mauremys reevesii (Reeves's turtle), 4700 nucleotides. RefSeq lists its product as uncharacterized. The transcript has 12 exons. Gene Ontology annotation, molecular function: protein homodimerization activity; protein heterodimerization activity; cell adhesion molecule binding. Lineage: Eukaryota; Metazoa; Chordata; Testudines; Geoemydidae. The record is from RefSeq and is a predicted model, not a curated record. Gene Ontology annotation, biological process: symbiont entry into host cell; neuron development; signal transduction. Gene Ontology annotation, cellular component: membrane; neuron projection. Bases 1 to 3033 code for a protein of 1010 amino acids.
AUGGGACGACCAGAUCUGCACACAAUAUUCAAGAUGCAUUUCUUAUUCAGAACAGGAACAAGGACAACACCACUGUUCAGUACUGCAACACAGGGUUACACGAUGGAAUCUGGCUCUGUUUCUCCCCCUCCUACUCAGCCAGUACCUAGAAAUACACUAUCAAGAAGUGCUUUUAAAUUCAAGAAGUCUUCAGAGUGUUGCAGCUGGAAAGGUACUGCCCUCUGUGCUAUAAAAGUCUCCGUGCUACUGGCAAUACUGUUAUGCUACUGUAUAGUAAAAUUAGGGGGAUUUGCACAAGAAAACAACACUAUAGAUUCUGGAGAACUUGAUAUAGGCCAAAGAGCAAUACAAGAGGUUCCUCCGGGGAUCUUCUGGAGAUCACAGCUCUUCAUUGAUCAGCCACAGUUUCUAAGAUUCAAUAUCUCCCUUCAGAAAGAUGCAUUGAUUGGUGUAUAUGGCCAAAAGGGCUUACCCCCAUCACAUACCCAGUAUGACUUUGUGGAACUCCUUGAUGGUAGCAGGUUGAUCGCAAGACAACAGCACAACCUGCUUGAGUCAGAGAGAGCAGGCCAACAGACAAGGUCUAUCAGUCUCCAUGAGGCAGGUUUUAUCCAGUAUUUGGAUUCUGGAAUCUGGCAUCUGGCUUUUUAUAAUGAUGGGAAAAAUGCAGAGCAGGUGUCUUUUAAUACCAUUGCUAUAGCAGCCUGCCCAGUAUUGUGUUGUGGCAACGGGCAGUAUUCCAAAGGGCGCUGUCUCUGUUUCAGCGGUUGGAAGGGUACAGAGUGUGAUGUGCCUGCCACCCAGUGUAUUGAUCUUCAGUGUGGGGGCCGUGGGAUCUGUAUCAUGGGUUCUUGUGCCUGCAACUCUGGGUACAAAGGAGAAAACUGUGAAGAAGCUGAUUGCUUAGACCCAGCCUGUUCCAGUCAUGGUGUGUGUAUCCAUGGAGAGUGCCGCUGUAAUCCAGGAUGGUGUGGUAGUAACUGUGAAAUACUGAAGACAAUGUGUCCAGACCAGUGCUCUGGUCAUGGGACAUACCUUCAAGAAAGUGGUACCUGCACUUGUGACCCUAACUGGACAGGUGUAGAUUGCUCAAAUGAAAUCUGUUCUGUGGACUGUGGCUCUCAUGGUGUUUGCGUGGGUGGAACGUGUCAUUGCGAAAAAGGUUGGACUGGACCAGCCUGCAAUCGAAGAGCCUACCACCCUCGCUGUGCUGAACAUGGAACCUGUAAAGAUGGGAGGUGUGAAUGUAGCCAGGGGCGGAAUGCCAAGCGCUCUGGUGUCUUGGCUAAACCAGUUGUUGAGCCACAUGUAACGGCAGUUUGGGGGAAGAAUGUCACCCUGAAAUGCAUAAUUGAAAUAAGUGGAACAAUAACACAAAUCUCAUGGGAAAAGAUACAUGGUAAAAGUAAACAGACUAUUGCUGUUCAUCAUCCUAAAUAUGGGUUUGCUGCUCAUGGAGAAUACCAAGGAAGAGUGUCACUUAAGAGCAACUCACUUACUGAUGCAACCAUCACCCUACACAAUAUAAGCUUCUCUGAUUCAGGAGAAUAUGUAUGCAAAGCAGUUACAUUCCCACUAGGAAAUGCUGAGUCAUCAACGACUGUAACUGUAUUGGUUGAACCCAUUGUGAGCCUAACAAAGGGACCAAACUCUUUAAUAGAUGGUGAAAAUAAAAAAAUAGCAGCCAUUUGUACAGCAGCCACUGGAAAACCUGGUGCAGAUAUUGAGUGGGAAGGAGGUUUGGGAGAAGUGGAAUCCAUUUCUACUUUAUUUCCAAAUGAAACCGUGACAGUUGUCGCUCGGUACAAACUCAUACCCACCAAAUUUGCCAGAGGAAGACGCAUAACUUGUGUUGUGAGGCAUCCGGCUUUGGAAAAGGAGCUGAGAUAUCCUUACGUGUUGGACAUACUAUAUGCCCCUGAAGUUUCAAUAACUGGGUAUGAUGGAAACUGGUUCAUUGGAAGAGAGCGUGUUCAGCUCCGGUGUAAUGCUAACGCAAAUCCACCACCCACGGACUUUACAUGGACCAGGUUGGAUGGGCAAUGGCCUGAAGGUUUAAUGUCUUCAAAUAAUAUUCUGCAUUUCAACCGUCCAUUGACUUACAAUUAUGCUGGGACUUACGUCUGUAAGGUGACCAAUUCCCUUGGGCAAACAAGUGAUCACCAGACGAUCUACAUUUUAGAUCCUCCUACUGCUACUACACGACCACCCAUGCUUCCAGGGCAUCCUUCAACUGAUGGCAUCAGAGCUUUAGCAACAGAACCAGAACUAAUGCAUUUUCAAACAUCAACCUUGUCUUCCUUCAUUGCUGGCAAUCAGGGUACCAUCAUCGCUAGUGCAGUGGGUGGAGCUCUCCUUCUGAUACUUGUAAGUGUUUUGGUUGGAGUUAUCUGCUAUAGGAGAAGAUGGACAGUCUGUGGUUACUACUUUGCUAGGAACUACAUUCCACCAUCAGAUAUGCAAAAAGAGUCCCAAAUAGAUGUUCUCCAUUCAGAUGAUGUGGACUCUCAUCCUGACAGUAUAAAAAAAGAAAUAAAACAUCCAGUGAACAGUCCAACAUCAAAAGAUUUAGAAGAUCAUCUGGAAGAAAAUCCAGAAUGGGACAAUUUAGUCAAUACUAACAGAUCACAAGAAGGGUAUGAAAGACCAAUGGAAGACGGAACACUGGGAAGUAAGGACAUGGGUGGUGAAUGUUACAAUGAAGAUGACAAUCCAGAAUGGAACAAUUUAGUCAGUUUUAAGAGAUUCAAAGAACUGUAUGAAAGACCAUUGAAUUAUUAUGAAGGAGGAACACUGGGAAGGAAGGACAUGGGUAGUGAAUGUUAUGAUGACAAUGAAGAAGACAAUCCAGAAUUGGACAAUUUAGUCAAUAUUAAGAGAUCCCAAGAACAGUAUGAAAGACCAAUGGAUUAUUAUGAAGGAGGAACACUAGGAAGGGGGUACAUGGGUGGUGAAUGUUACGAUGACAAUGGAGAAGACUUUAUGUUACAUGUAGAUGGCUCAGUAAUAUCCCGGAGGGAGCGGUAUGUGUAGUAACCACUGAUACAGUUCCAUUCAUUAGUUGAUCACUUUCAGGUUGCUCAUAUUUUUACUUGAGGAAAAACAAGCUUUUUGAAGUUGAUUUUCAAGCUUUUGAUAUUAUAAAAAUUUGGGUUAAAUGUAUCUGAGCUGCUUUAUGAUUUUUCAAUGCUGUACUAUUGUCUUUGAAAAUAUUGGAAUUUUGAUGCAUAAUGCUUUAUUCGUCUACUGCACACGUAAGAACCAAGUGCUAAAUUAAAGUUACCAUACAACGUUAGAGUUAAAAAGCAGCUGUCUUGGCUUUGCGAUUUAAAAACAGUUUAUCUGAGACUAUGAUCAAGUAUAAUCUGUGUUAAGCACAUGCUUUAUUAUAUAUUUGUGUGUUUACACACACACUUACUUUAGACAAAAAAUGAGUGAAUUAGUCUCAAAACUGAAGUUAAUCUGAGGUAAAUUCAAUUCUUAAAAGUAUUUUUUACGAUAAAAAAGAACUUGGAUUUGCUUAAAUCUGUUUUUUUUCCAAAGGUAUAUUUUACUUUUCUACACACAAAUGAAUACCUCUUUGUUUUAAUGAGCCUUCCUGCAAUGCACAGUUGGUGGUAACUUUUUAAAAAGAAAACAUGUUGCAUUGAAAAAGUUAGAAUUCUCAAUGAAGGCGUUUUAGAGGCAUAACAAUGAAUAUAUGCAAGGUUUUGUCUUGUAGCUGAUUUUUGAGAACUAUUUGUUACACUACAGUUCAUUUCCAAUAAGUAUGAUUACAGUCCAUGUAUAGAAUUAGUCAGCUGUAAUCCUGCACUUCACACGAGAUCAAAACCGGAUUCUCGAAUUUAAGAGAAUUUUCAACUAGAAAUAAGAUGAUGCCAGGAAAGUUUUCACUGGGAUUGGGAAAUACAAGGUUAGGUCUCAUUUCAGAUACAAAUUCUAAGCGUAUGGGGGAAACAAAUGGAGUGAAUGUAGCUAAGAUAUAGAAGUUUAAGAUUUUAGCAGAAUACAGCAUAACCUAGUGUGCAGAACAUAAAAGGUAAAAGGGCACAUUUUUACGAUGCUCUGUGAUUACAUCACUGCUUUUAAGAGUUGAGCAUACUUGAAAAAAGCAUAUUUAUGAAAGGGGUUAACAUAAAAAAAGUGCUAUUUAAAAUAAAGCAAGUAGGGAAAUAACUAUUGCUAUUUGAUGCUGUUGAAAAAUAAUUUGUACCAGAAUCCCCGGGAUUCGCAGAACAGCAGUUGUAUGUAUUACUCAGUUGGGUUUGUUUGUAUUGCAUUGGUUUGCUUUGUUGCCUCUCCUUCAGUAGUAGGUUCACUGCUUCAUCUUUGCAAAUGAAUAGAACGGAAUCUGAAUGAAAUUAAUUCAGGUAAUCCAGUUUGAGGGCAGUUACAUUGUAAAAAUGAGAGGUGAGAAAUAGUUCUGUGGUGAAAUCCUAUUUUGAGCUCUCAACUUUACAUGCAUUCAUGAGUUAAACUCUUACUCAGCAAAACUUGCCUUAAUGUUGAAGUCCAGAAAUGAAAAAAACUUGUCUGGGGUUGGGGGGAAUAUUGCCACACAAAUAAAAAAUUAUCAAGCUUGGACCAGAAUUUUAAGGAGGCUGGAUGGCUACUUUUUUGAAUGUUUCCUUUAGUAGUAAAAGCACUGCAAAAUGACAGUAUUUAGAGCUUUGCAACAAAUACAGUAUCUGUAUUAGACU